Messenger RNA from Hyposmocoma kahamanoa, 2441 nucleotides. Its product is annotated as oocyte zinc finger protein XlCOF6.1-like. The transcript has a single exon. Bases 61 to 1338 code for a protein of 425 amino acids. Lineage: Eukaryota; Metazoa; Arthropoda; Insecta; Lepidoptera; Cosmopterigidae. Gene Ontology annotation, biological process: regulation of transcription by RNA polymerase II. The record is from RefSeq and is a predicted model, not a curated record. Gene Ontology annotation, molecular function: RNA polymerase II cis-regulatory region sequence-specific DNA binding; DNA-binding transcription factor activity.
AUGGUGAUCGCCAUUAAAGGAAAAGUAAUAAUGUGUCGGUAAUAUUGUACCUUACUCACAAUGUCCCAAUCAGACCUAAAUAUGAAAAUUAAGGAGGAGGCAAACGAAUUAGAAAACAGCCCAACGAGUUUACAUAGGCAUGUCCACAUUAAACAAGAGCCAGUUGAUGUUGCAGAAGACCGCAUUACGGAAAAGCAGGAACUUUACGCAAAUCAUGAAAUCAAGGAAGAAUUGGUCGUAGGACCUGUGGUGUUGCAGCCUGUUGAUUUAGUUCAAGAAAGAUGUGUGCAAAAUAAUUCUGAUGAAUUGAAUGUUGAUACUCGACCACACAAAUGUGAUAUUUGCACUAAAUGUUAUACAAGUAAACACCAUCUUAAGCGUCACAAAAUAACUCAUACUGGAAAGAAGCCAAGCCUAUGUGAACAUUGUAAUGAUACUUUUCCCUGUAAACCAAUUUGUAAUAAAAAUUUAAGCAUUGAAAUAGGAGAGAAACAUCAUAAAUGUGAUAUUUGCCACAAAUAUUUUACAAAAAAACAAGUGCUUAAAGCUCACAUGUUGACUCAUACUGGAGAGAAACCAUACAAAUGUGAUAUUUGCAAUAAACGUUUUGCAAGAAAAUAUCACGUUAAGUGUCAUAUAAUGGUCCACACUGGAGAGAAACCGUACAAAUGUGAUCACUGUGAGAGAUGUUUUGUCCGUAAAGUAGAUUGUGAAACACAUUUAAAAACUCAUACUGGAGAGAAACCAUACAAGUGUGAUAUUUGCCAUAAAUGUUUUAUAAGAAAACCGGAACUUAACACUCAUAUAAUGGUUCAUACUGGAGAGCGACCAUUCAAAUGUGAUCACUGUAACAAAUCUUUUGUUCGUAAAGCAGAUUGCGAAACACAUUUAAGAACUCAUACUGGAGAGAAACCAUACAUUUGUGAGAUUUGCAAUAAAUGUUUUACAAGAAGUUAUCAACUUAAGUGUCAUAAUAUGACCCAUACUGGUAAAAAACCAUACAAGUGUGAAAUCUGCAAUAAAUGUUUCAUAAGAAAACAUCAACUUAAGUGCCAUAUGAUAUCCCAUACUGGUAAAAAACCAUACGAGUGUGAAACCUGCAAUGAACGUUUUGGAAGAAAAUAUCAACUGCAGUGUCAUAUAAUGGCCCACACUGGCAAGAAACCGUAUGAAUGUGAAAUCUGCAAUAAAUAUUUUAUAAGAAAAUAUCAACUUAAGUGUCAUGUAAUGGCACAUAAUGGUAAUAAACCAUAUGAGUGUGAUAUUUGCAAAAAAUGUUUUACGGCUAACCAUGAACUUAAGCGUCAUGUAAGGGUCCAUACUGGAGAAAAAGUAUAAAAAUGUAAACCUUUGCUUUAAAAGAACUUGUAAAAAGCAUUUAAAGAUUCAUGCUGAAGAGGAGCUGUACAUUAAAAUGGGUACUUUAAUUGUGUUGUGAGAAUGUCCUAUUGUUGAACUGUUGAAUUUGCAAAUAUAUUGCAAAUUCAACAGUUACAUUGUAAUCAAAGUUUACUCUAUUGUACUGGAUGUUAGCUUCUAAAUCUCACUUAAUUUAUAGAGUCACGGCACGUUCCCAUUAUGUUGUAACGUUUUAUUUAUAUUGGACAACUGUCGCGUCUAGCCUGCUCUCAUUAUCACGACUAUCUGUCGUAACUAAGUUGUAUACGUUUAUUUUAUCGUUUAACGACUCGUGUCUAGCUGUUCCCACUUGAUCGCGACGACAGCCGCCUUGUCUUUUGCACGACAGAAUCGUUUGACGCUACGGUUAUCUGUCGUCACAUUUUUAUCGUGUCGUUUUUGUCGGCACGGCAAAGGAUUUUAUUUUUGAUCAAGUUAUUUUUAUCCUUAUUUCAUCGAGGUUAGAAUUCACAUUACUUUAUUUCGAUACAAUUAUACCGCGGCACGUCGUGGCAUGCCGUUUCAUUCCACAGACCUCCCGCAAGUCACGUCGGUCACAGAAUUAUGACAAUUAAACUAAUUGAAAUAAGGUUUGAAACUAGUGCGGCGGCGAUUUCGGCGAAUGGCGCGCAGCGAAUGUGCCGCGGCAUGCCGCAACGCGCUUCGGCAUGCCGCGACGCGCUUCGACGUGCCGUGCCGUGCCGCAACGUCAGUCUGCGCCGGCCUUAUCACGGCACCGUCUGGUCGUAACGUCAAAAAUGUCGUGAACGACUUCAUUUAAAUAUACAGGUUACGACACACUUUAAUCUGCACGACUAUCUGUCGUCACGACAUAAUGGGAUUGCACCCAAAAUAUGUUUAGUCAUAUUUUUAAUUGUAACAAACGAAAGGUACUAUAAUGCCACUAUGAAAAAUUAUGUUUAUUGUAUUAUUGCGAGUUUUGUUGAGUUCUCAAUUCAUCAUUCAGCCAUACGACGCCCACUGCUGGGCAUAGGCCUCCCCCAACGAUCUCCACGACGAUCGUCGGUCCACCUGGUGGGGGG